Rhinocladiella mackenziei CBS 650.93 is the source of this 1842-nucleotide messenger RNA. RefSeq lists its product as uncharacterized. Gene Ontology annotation, molecular function: siderophore-iron transmembrane transporter activity. Gene Ontology annotation, cellular component: endosome; vacuolar membrane. The record is from RefSeq and is a predicted model, not a curated record. Gene Ontology annotation, biological process: transmembrane transport; intracellular iron ion homeostasis. The transcript has a single exon. The coding region runs from base 1 to 1842 and encodes 613 amino acids. Lineage: Eukaryota; Fungi; Ascomycota; Eurotiomycetes; Chaetothyriales; Herpotrichiellaceae.
AUGGGCAUCAGCGACCCACCAAUACAGCCCGGACGAGGCGGAGCUCAGGCGAUGGAUGAGAAGGGCUUCUUCGACGACCGAGUUCAGACAUCUAACAGUGGCGAAUAUGAAGAAUCUCACGUGCAACGCAAGCAUGCGGAACAUGCUAAAGAAUCUCCAGGCGUCGCGCGCAUGGCGGCCAUUGCAAAAGUCGUGACCACACCGAAACGAGUGUCUUUCUUUGUGAGUAUCUUCCUGGCCGGCUAUGCAUUUGGAUUGGACUAUCUCGUCCGCAACACCUAUCUAGCGUACGCCACGGCGUCUUAUCAACAACACUCUUUGUUGGCCACCGUCAACGUUGUCCGGGGAGUCAUCGUUGCUGCCCUCCAACCCUCGCUGGCAAAGCUGGCCGACGUUUUUGGCCGUGUCGAAGUCUUUGGCUUCGGUGUGGUUAUCUACACUGUGGGCAGCAUCGUUGAGGCUUGUGCCAACAAUGUGCAAAGUUUCGCAGCUGGAGCACUUCUAUACCAGCUAGGGUAUACAACGUCACUCUUGAUGAUAGAGAUUAUGAUUGCGGAUGUUACGUCGGUGAAGAAUCGACUCUUCUUCGCCUUCAUGCCCAACUUCCCCUACUUAGUCAAUACCUGGAUUAGCGGGAACGUUACUGCAGCAACCCUAUCGACAAUGUCCUGGAAAUGGGGCAUUGGGAUGUUCUGCAUCAUCUAUCCCGUGUGCGCUGCACCCCUCAUUGUGCUCAUGGUUCUUCUCGGGCGUCAAGCUCGCAAAUCCACUCCUGAGAGACGAUACCCUCCAUUGCUCCAGUCACUCAAGGGCCUCUUCUGGGAGCUUGACAUUACAGGCGUGGUGUUGCUGACCGCUUCCCUGGCCAUGAUCAUGAUUCCUUUGACCCUGGCUGGUGGGGUUGGCGAAAAAUGGGACAAUGCUGGGAUAUUGGCUCCUCUGAUCAUCGGCAUUGCGUUGCUGCCUGCUUUCCUACUCUGGGAAAGCAAAACAUCUCACCCAUUACUGCCGUUCUACUUUUUCAAGGACCGUAUGGUUUGGGCUUGCUUGGCGUUAGGUUGCUUCUGCACUUUUGCAUACACGACUCAUGCCAACUACUUGUUCACCCUGCUUGUUGUAUCCUACGAUUUCAGUAUUGGAGCUGCUACUCGCAUUGCGUCUGUCUAUGGGUUCUGCGCGGUCCUCUCAGCCGCUAUCUUGGGUUUGAUCAUCAUGAAAGUGCGCCGGCUUAAAGCGUUUGUUCUCUGCGGAGUGGUGGCUUCAUUCAUAGGAAUCGGUCUGCUGAUCAGAUAUCGAGGCGGUCCUGAUUCUAAAGCCGGUGUCAUUGCCGGAGAAGUUUUCGUUGGCCUUGCAGGGGGGUUCUUCCCGUAUCCGAGUUUGAUUCUUAUUCAAACUGUUGCGAAGCACCAGCACAUCGGCGUUUUGAUAGGUCUCAUGUUUACCGUCAACAACUUGGGUGUGGCCCUUGGAAGCUGUGUGUCAGGCGCCAUCUGGACACAGACUUUGUACAAGGAACUCAACAAAAAUCUAGCACCAUUCAACAACGCCACUCUGGCUCCAGCCCUUUACGCGGCUCCUUUCUACGUCGUGCCCGAAUACCCUAUCGGCUCUCCGGAGCGAGACGCCAUCAUCGUCAGCUACAGAUAUAUUCAGCGCCUCCUGACAAUUACGGCCGCGGGACUUACAGUUCCCGUGUUCAUUGCCGCUGUUUUCUUGCGGGACCCGAAACUGGCAACCGAGCAAACGCAGCCGGAAGUGGAGCAUCGAAAUUCGAAAGUCGAACACCCAGAAACGAGAGAUAGACCCUGGGCGAGCAGGUUGUGGCAGGCUUUCUGGAGUUAG